AUGGAGGGAGUUUUCGGCGGCUACAUCACUUCCCCUUUAUUUACUUUCCAAAUCGGAGCAGAGAAGAAGGAAUUCACAGUGCACUCUCGCCCUCUGGCACAACUUUCCCCCGUCCUCGAUAAGCUGAUGAAUGGCAAUAUGCUGGAGGCGAAGACCAGACGUGUGGAUUGGUCUGAAGUCGACGAGGAUACUUUCGUGAGGCUCUGCGAGUAUGCUUAUUUGCAUGACUAUACCCCACCAUCGCCUCUCGAGGUAUCUCCGUUUGUUGACGAGCAGCCACCAGCUCCUGAGCACGAACCUGACCCUCAGCCUGAGCCUGUACCUGAGCCCGAGCCUGUACCUGAUAUUUCCCCAUGGGGAUUUCCGAGUAUCCGAUCCGCGAAAGCAGAAAAACGGCAAAGUCGCAAACAGAAAACAUCUCGAAUACAACCGCGAAAGCCCGCAUCUCCAGUAGUCGAAGAGCCGCUACCAUACAAAGAAAAGAGCAUAUGGACACGCCACCUGAAAGACUCCUUCUCACCACUAACCUUGGACGUUAGCAACAACUGUACACCCCAAGAAUCCCGUUUCUCCCCACAAGCAAACACGCAAGAUCAGGACUUCACUCCUGUCUUCCUAGGUCACGCACGGCUAUACCUCCUAGCCCAUAAAUACAUGAUCGACCCCCUCCGCCAGCUGGCACGCUCCAAGAUGGCACAGACCCUAUCUAAUUUUACCCUGUAUCGGCAGAGCCUGCCGGCGGUUCUUGAGCUCGUGCGGUUCGUGUACGCCGAGACAGGGCCCUUUCCUUUUGCGACUGGCCCCCUACGCGCGCUUAUAACAUCUUACAUGGUGUCUGCCCUUGGGCAGGUCGGCGACGAUGCAAAAUUCGAGGCGCUGUUGGAGGAGGGAGGCGAUUUUGUGGCUGACUUUUGGCGCGCGGUUUGGAAGGCUGGUUGA
This is a messenger RNA of Aspergillus campestris IBT 28561, 939 nucleotides long. RefSeq lists its product as uncharacterized. The record is from RefSeq and is a predicted model, not a curated record. The transcript has 3 exons. Gene Ontology annotation, molecular function: protein binding. Bases 1 to 939 code for a protein of 312 amino acids. Lineage: Eukaryota; Fungi; Ascomycota; Eurotiomycetes; Eurotiales; Aspergillaceae.